Molecule: messenger RNA, 2484 nt
Organism: Mucor mucedo
Lineage: Eukaryota; Fungi; Mucoromycota; Mucoromycetes; Mucorales; Mucoraceae
Exons: 4
Coding region: 102-2201 (699 amino acids)
Cellular component (GO): nucleus
Source: RefSeq, a predicted model, not a curated record
CUUUUUUCCUUUUUUUUUUUUUACAUCUUCCAAAAAUAAACGCACACACACACUACAAAAAAAAAAAAAAAAAGAAAAAUUAAAUUACAAAAGAAGAAUAAAUGACAAUUAUUGACACAGAUAUCAUUUCGGUGACGCCAACGAUGGAAGAUAAAAAAUCUUCUGGGUUAGACAUGUCAGAAAGUCUAUUCGAAUUAGAUUAUGAUUUAUUACUGAAUGAUACAAGACACGCAGUCAACAAACACUUGUUUGAAAGUUUUUUCCAUGAAGAAGAAGAAGAAAAUAGUAGUGAUCAUUCUUCUAGCCUACCUUCUUCGCCACUAAGCAAGUCGGGCAUACAACGACCCCGAAUCAUGCAAUGGGGACCUCAAGAUGGACACCAAGAUUCUACCAUUGUCUCUAUUGUUUUAGAACAUACACAAGAAACAGGUCCAAUGAAAAUCGUUUUUGGUUCAAUCACAGUCGAAACUGCUCAACAACAACAUAGGCUUGUCAAUGCAAACUCUCAUGAGAAUUCAGUGUGGAUUACAUUAGCUGCAUCUGUACCUCCGUUACUAGACACCAGAUCUGAAUCAAACCAAGUUCAACUCUCCGUGUGUGCAUUUGACCCCCUUGAUCCUGAUCUUGCUAUAGAUACGUGGGAUAUUGGUCAUUUCAUUUAUCGUGAUAUCCCCAAAGUUUAUCCUAAAAGAGCCCUGUCGAAUGAGCCUGAAGAAACCAGAAAAAAGAGGACAUUGGAUAUAAAGCGAGACAGUGAUGUGGAUUCUCAACUAUUAAAACUGUUGGCGCCUUAUGAUCCUCUUUUAACUGCUGUUCCUUCUUCUUCUGGAGAAUCUCCUCAUUUAAACCUUACUACUCCUCAAAGCGCUGCAUCAGCUUCCUGGAUGUCUUCCCCUAUGGAUGACAAUCCCCAACAAAACUAUUCUCAGGUAAAUCUUCCCCCUUCCAUCAACAUCAUCAAUAACAACAACAACAACAGCAGUAUCCAUCAAAUGAACACCCCUUUCCCUUCUUCCAGCAAUAAUAUCAUGCUUCAACAUGGCUUGGUUAAUAGCAGACCUCUACCUUCUAAUCAUCAUCUCUAUGGACAACAAAGUCAGUAUAUGUCUCAUCCAUUGCCUCCCAAGGAAGAUGUCUAUCGAGAUUACCUAGAUGUUCAAGAACAACAGCAACAAGAACGUCAAAGACAAGCUCAUGCCUACUCUAUGGGUCAACAUCAAUUCAUGUCACAAGCCAUGAACACUCUUAUGCACACUAAUUACACAAUUCAUCCAUUUGAUCCCUCUUCCGAUUGCCAUACGAAUAACCCUGUCCUCUACAAUAUGACAGAGGGAGAAAAGCAAAAUCAACAAUUUCAACGACUUCAACAACAAAGACAGCAACGCGAUCUCAUGACGCAAUACAAUACGAAUAAUAAUACACGAAGAGCAUCUGCACCUGUAUCCUCUUACUCGAUCACCAACAGUAAUAGUUGUGCAUUGAACAAGGCCCAUCUAAAGCUCAAUGGUGACCUUAUGAAUAUGAUCACCAACUGGUCUAUGCCGGAAUGGCAAUCGGGUAGACGUCUUGUUCAAUUCUGGCGUCAUGCAAACACGGGAGCGGAUGGACAACUGUCACUGGUGGAAUGUGGAUUUGAACCCAUGGACCAACAGGUGUAUCAUCAACAAAGAAUGCGAGAUAAUGUUGCUGCUGUGGCUGCUGCGGCUGCUGCUGCUGUGGCUGUCUCUAAUGCAUCACCAUCACUACACGGGAUGAAUAAUAACAGUAGUCGACCUACUCCCAUUGUAAUUUCAUGUAUUUACUGGCGCGAAAGAAAUGAUUACUUUAUCACAUCUGUGGAUUGUAUCUAUCUAUUGGAAAGUUUGAUUGGAAUACAAUUUACGGUAGAAGAAAAGAAUCGUAUUCGACGUAACCUUGAAGGAUUUCGACCCCUGACUGUUUCGAAAUGUAAAAUUGAAUGUGCGGAUUUCUUUAAAUUGAUCAUGUCCUUCCCGCAUCCUAAACCACGUAACAUUGAAAAGGAUGUCAAAGUCUUUGCUUGGAAGACAUUACCUCAUGCUUUACGUAAAAUCAUCCGAAAAUACACACCUUCUUAUAUUACAUCUGCUCCCUUGGAACCCAUCCACCAUCAUCCACAUCAACAACAACAACAUACUCAAAUGAAUCGAACAAAUCAUCCUUACUCAUCCAACAUUUUUUGAUCAAAAUAAGACGCAUUCUCUACUAACUCACUAUGGCCAAAUUGACAGUGUCAAUUUGAAAAAAAAAAAAUUAUGAAUUUAACUAUGAAAAUUAAAAAUAUAUAACAUCUAUGUGUACAUAAUAAGCAACAUUUCAUUAUCUAAUUAUUCUCUACCCUAUUCUUCUUUUUCAUACAUACAAACAUAUAUUUUCUAUCUGUGUAGUCUUAACACAUCUACCCCCCCCCAUUCACUACUAAUAAUAAUCAUCAUUUAAUAAAAUAAGUAAUUUUUUACACGGGUU